Molecule: messenger RNA, 1388 nt
Organism: Myotis myotis
Lineage: Eukaryota; Metazoa; Chordata; Mammalia; Chiroptera; Vespertilionidae
Gene: SLC25A6
Product: solute carrier family 25 member 6
Exons: 4
Coding region: 129-1025 (298 amino acids)
Biological process (GO): mitochondrial ADP transmembrane transport; mitochondrial ATP transmembrane transport
Cellular component (GO): mitochondrial inner membrane
Molecular function (GO): ATP:ADP antiporter activity
Source: RefSeq, a predicted model, not a curated record
UGCGUGCCCCGUCCUUUCGGUCCCGGCGGCGGCUGCAGCGCUGAGCGAGCGGCGCCCACACUCCCGGCUCCCGUCCGCGCCUCCGCUCCGCUCUCUCCGCGCCCCCGGCUCCCCGCGCCGCCGCCGCCAUGACGGAACAGGCCAUCUCCUUCGCCAAGGACUUCCUGGCCGGAGGCGUCGCCGCCGCCAUCUCCAAGACGGCCGUGGCCCCCAUCGAGCGGGUCAAGCUGCUGUUGCAGGUGCAGCAUGCCAGCCAGCAGAUCACGGCCGACAAGCAGUACAAGGGCAUCAUGGACUGCAUCGUGCGCAUCCCCAAGGAGCAGGGCGUGCUGUCCUUCUGGCGGGGCAACAUGGCCAACGUCAUCCGCUACUUCCCCACCCAGGCCCUCAACUUCGCCUUCAAGGAUAAGUACAAGCAGGUGUUCCUCGGGGGCGUGGACAAGCACACCCAGUUCUGGAGGUACUUCGCCGGCAACCUGGCCUCGGGCGGGGCCGCCGGGGCCACCUCCCUCUGCUUCGUGUACCCCCUGGAUUUCGCCCGGACCCGGCUGGCGGCCGAUGUGGGCAAGUCGGGGGCCGAGCGCCAGUUCAAGGGGCUGGGCGACUGCCUGGUGCAGAUCACCAAGUCCGACGGCAUCCGGGGCAUGUACCAGGGGUUCAACGUCUCCGUGCAAGGCAUCAUCAUCUACCGGGCGGCCUACUUCGGGGUGUACGACACGGCCAAAGGCAUGCUCCCCGACCCCAAGAACACCCACAUCUUCAUCAGCUGGAUGAUCGCCCAGUCGGUGACGGCCGUGGCCGGCGUGGUCUCCUACCCCUUCGACACCGUGAGGCGACGGAUGAUGAUGCAGUCGGGGCGCAAAGGAGCCGACAUCAUGUACACGGGCACCAUCGACUGCUGGCGGAAGAUCUUCAAGGACGAGGGCGGCAAGGCCUUCUUCAAGGGCGCCUGGUCCAACGUCCUGCGGGGCAUGGGCGGGGCCUUCGUGCUGGUCCUGUACGAUGAGCUGAAGAAGGUCAUCUAGGCGCCCGCCCGCCGGACACGGGCCCAGGGCCGCCCGCCCAGCCCCUCACGGUUACGGACCAUUGACCUUCCGGAAAUUCCACGUCCCCGCGGCCAGAUCACGGUAGCGCCGGCGGGACCUAGGACCAGACCCUUCCUCCGAUCAUGACCACUGACACCCCAUUCCACGCCUCGACGGGGAGGGCGCCCCGGCCCCAGGGUCCCCGGCAGGCCCGCCCCCCCCCCUCGCAGGCCGCGUGUGUAGCGUUUAUUUAAAGGAAAUCGUGCGCCAUCUGUGCUUCCGCGCUGUCCUCUCUGCACAGCUGAGUAUCCGCAAACCCCUUCUGUCGGGCAUUCCGCCGGCAAUUAAACCCAGACACGGAGA